Messenger RNA from Venustampulla echinocandica, 3009 nucleotides. RefSeq lists its product as uncharacterized. NCBI's taxonomy places the organism in Eukaryota, Fungi, Ascomycota, Leotiomycetes, Helotiales, Pleuroascaceae. The record is from RefSeq and is a predicted model, not a curated record. The transcript has a single exon. Bases 1 to 3009 code for a protein of 1002 amino acids.
AUGUCGGACUCACCCCAGAAACCCCUGGAGCUUUACUCUAGGCAAAUCCGUCUUCUUCGCCUCUUGCCAUUGAGAGAGAGUACUGGUCUACAACAGCCAUGGCAUUCAUUAGAAGAGAUUCGAUGUGAGCUAUUCAUCGUGAAUCUGGAUGAUCGUCCAGAUUACGAAGCUUUAUCAUACACUUGGGGUAGUUCUGGUACGGAUAUCCACAUUGAACUCGAUGGACAGGAUUUUUCGAUCAGGCCGAAUUUGGCUUACGCCUUAGCGGCUCUCCGGAGAUCAGAGCCACGAGUCCUCUGGGUCGACGCACUUUGUAUCAACCAGAAUAAUAUUCACGAACGAAAUCACCAGGUUGAGCAAAUGGGUGAGAUCUAUCGUCAAGCACGACAAGUAUUGGCUUGGCUGGGAAGGCCUUCUCCACGGUGGGGGUCAACAGCGCUUGACGCAGUGAAAUUGGCGAAGAAUCUUGGCGGCUUCUCUCCAAUCUCAAAUCUCCCCCCUACACCACCCACGGCAAGCUUUCUGAAUGAAUCCGCCUGGAGAAGUUGGGUAAAAGAUCUUGUGGAUCAUUUCAAGAAAAGCAAACGGUCCAAAAACACACAGUCGAAGAGAGAGGGAAAACCAAAGUGGACGAAAAGCGAGAAAGCCUUUGUGAGGCUGAUAAGAGAUUGGUGCUACUUGAGGCGGAGCCAAGUACAUCGGCAUGAGCUGGAAUCAAGAGAACGGGAACAAUUACAAAUAUUGGGAGACCAGCGGCCCUCGAUGACGCGGGACCGGAUGAAGUUGUGGCUCCUACAAGAGAUGCGAACGAUAGCAGAGGGUCAAUUAAAAGAGAAGUUAUUGGGAGUCUCGCAAGUACUUAACGAGGCACAGAAGAUGAUUGAGGUGCGACUGCAGGAGCAGGAGCGAGAAGAAGGGGUGCAUAGAGAAAAGUCUAAUGCUCUACAAAGCCUAUUGGAAUUGCAAAGGCUUCUUCUUAGUCCAAAGGAUAAAAGGUUUAAUGAGGAAACCCUCAAAGCAUGGUUGGAGAAAGAAGUGCCACAGGGGUUAAAAGAAGGGCAAUAUACGGCAUUACUAAACCUAGUAGAACAGAGGCAGGCAAUUCGACAACAAGAAGAAGUGCUACAACAACUAGAAGAUAAGCGAAGAAGUGUCGAGCGAAGAUAUAACAAUUGGCAGAAAGAAAUAAACGCCAUAGACCAAGAACUACGACAACUCGAUUUCGAAAAACAAAACGAGCUCGAAGAACACAAAAUGGUCUUGGUCAGCUUGACUAAAAAAUGGCGCGAACUAAGGUCGGAAGAAAUCCUGCGAUGGAAGCAGAGUCUCUUUGACAACAUCCAAGACUUGUCCUCUAAUAUUGCUUUCCUUUGCUUGGCAAAUGUGUUCAAUCUGCCGUAUUGGAGGCGCCUGUGGAUUAUUCAAGAGGUGCUUUUAGCAGAUAAGAUCGUCUUAUGUUUUGGGGAUGCCGCUCGAACCACGACGGACUGGGGUAUUUUGACGAGAGCUCGGCAUUCUCUGGAACAGAUUCCAACUGCCUGGGAAGAAGAAUUAAUUCUUGGUGUCCCUGUCAAACUCUUCAAAGAAAGCUUGCCUUUCCAGCUGGAUAAGCAAAGGGCAUACCGAGACAGAGGCUGGUCACUCGAGACACUUCUCAUAACAACUGAAAAGUCAUUAUGCCAAGAUCCACGGGACAAAAUAUACGGCCUCCUUGGUCUCUUAACAGAUUUUCGCAAGGGUGACAUUGGUAUUGACUACUCGAAACAGUUGCACGAAAUAUACCAAGACGUUAUACGAUGGUAUUAUGGUACCCGAGCUAGACGUCAGGACCCAUGUCGCCUUGAGAAACUCAGUCAGCUUUUACAAUUGUCCUUCAAAGGUCACUUAGGCUUACAAGCCAUCGCCAACGAACCGAACUCUGGACUCCUUGGCGAGGUUCCACCGUGCUUACCGGUGGAGACGUUUUGCACCACAGCAAUUCUCAAAGGCCCUAUUUUUCCGGUUGAGAAUAAUUUCGAGGACCGAGAAUUAAUGGAUCUGCAUCAAGGUGACUGGGUGCACACGCUGGUUGGCUACCUUUACAAUCCAACUCGUCAUGAAUCCAGGGAUGCCCUUGAAAAAGAACUAAUAUAUCUGGACUCAGUCAGCACAUCUUUUACCAUUCCACACUCCUCAAAUUUUGCGUACGCCACGGCUAGUGACGACGCACUGCAUCUGACAAACCGGGCCACGGAGCAAUCGAACUACCAUGCUUUACGGAAGUUUGCGGGAACUGCCCAAUUUUUCGGGACUGAAGGUGGGGAGUUCGGUAUAGCAUCAAGCUGUAUGAGAGACGACGAUGUGCUGUGCCAGUUCCAUGGAUCCAACCUAGGAGCAAUUCUGCGCCGUAGGGGAAAUCACUACAUACUGGUCAGCCGAGCCAUACUUUCCCCUGGGCCAGCGAAAGCAGCGACAGAAUUAGCACCGAAACCAACAUUCUUUAUGGCACCAGCUCUAGCACAUCAACCAAGAAGCAAGCUAAAGGGAAACCUAGAGGGCAAACCAACGCUUAACAUGGUUCUUGAUGCAACGGCACUACAAGUAUUAACCCGCCCCUUCGAACUAAGCAUGAAGCACAGAUAUCGUGAACCCCUCUGCAUCCAAGAAUCCUCAUUUGGGUGGUACGAAUUCAUCAAGUUCGGAAUGAUGUAUUCAGUUGAUGUCGAAGCCAUUUUGGUACCGAAUUCCACACAUAGUAUGGUUCAUAAGCUUCGAAUUCCAAACUUUCUUUCUGCAUUGAAAUGGUCUUCUAUCUGGUUAAUGCUAACACAACCGUUUCACCGAGUGUGGCUCCUUUUUAAAAUACUCUCGUAUCUGAAGAAUGUUGUACAUAAGAAUCUGAAAACUGUUGAUUCAGUGGUACUUGAAAGCAUGCGAGUUCUUUGGUUAUAUUUGCGAGAUCUGAAUACCGUCCAGAAAAGGGGUGUGCGUUCGACACAGAGAAGUCGUGUUAUGGCAUUUAGGGCGUAA